AUGGACGACGAUCUCGAGAAGACGGCAGCAUUACCUGCAGGAGAUGCGGAUGGUGAGAGCGAAAAGAAGCUCGAAGGAGCUCGUGACGACAACAUUGCAGCGCCUCCAGGAAUCAACCCAAUGGACCCAUCUCAAUUCCCUGAAGGAGGGCUUGAGGCAUGGACGGUCGUGUUCGGGUCUGCCUGUGGCAUAUACGUCAGCUUCGGCUGGAUCAAUUGCAUCGGCGUCUUUCAAGAUUACUACCAGUCACAUCAGCUCAAGGAGUAUACGUCGCAAGAAAUUGCGUGGAUUCCAUCCCUCGAGGCCUUCAUGAUGUUCAUCGGUGGCCUGUGGGUUGGUCGAGUCUACGAUAACUACGGUCCUCGUGUCCUCCUCCUGGUCGGCACCUUUCUCCAUGUCUUUGGCUUGAUGAUGGCAUCGAUAUCCCACAAGUACUAUCAGUUCCUGCUCUCGCAAGGCGUCUGCUCCGCGUUUGGGGCGUCGAUGAUCUUCUACCCGUCCAUGUCCUGCGUGGUGACAUACUUCUUCCGCCGCCGAUCGCUUGCCCUGGGCAUCGCGGCAACUGGAUCGAGUAUAGGUGGUGUCAUCUUCCCAGUCAUGGUGGAGAAGCUGAUCCCGCAAGUCGGCUUCGGUUGGACGAUGCGUAUCUGCGCCUUUAUGGUUCUGGUAUUGAUGGUCAUGGGAAACUUGACACUGAAGAGCCGCAUCCCGCCUAUGGCAAAGCCAGUCCGUGCCAUGGACUUCGUGAAGCCGUUUCUGGAGGGAGACUUUGCACUGUUGGCGCUGGGAAGUUUCCUAACAUUCUUGGGUCUCUUCCUUCCCUUUACGUUUAUCAUUCUCGCUGCCCAGGAGCGUGGCGUCCCGGACGGACUUGCCAAAUACCUCGUCGCAGUCCUCAACGCCGGGUCCACGUUCGGCCGUACAAUCCCUCCGUUUCUGGCCGAUCGACUGGGUCGCUUCACGGUCUUCCUGGCCAUGGGCCUCCUCUCAUGCGUCAUCGUCCUUGCACUCUGGCUUCCAUCAUCUGGCACGGCUGCCACCAUCGUCUUUUGUCUGGUUUUCGGCUUCUCGAGCGGUGCCGUGGCCAGUAUCUUGCCGAGUCUCGUCGCGACAAUCAGCCACAUCAGUCAGAUCGGAGUGCGAACCGGGUGCAAUUUCAGUGUCGUGGCAGUGGCAGUUUUGAUUGGGAGUCCGAUCGGUGGGCAGUUGAUCCAGAACGACGGGUACAAGAGCAUGCAAGGGUUUAGUGGUGCCUUGUUGGGUGGCGGACUCAUCGUCUUCACCGUGCUAUGGGUCAGACUGGGAGGGUUGACGGGGAAGAGGGUGUAA
Messenger RNA from Cladophialophora carrionii CBS 160.54, 1329 nucleotides. RefSeq lists its product as uncharacterized. The record is from RefSeq and is a predicted model, not a curated record. The transcript is spliced from 4 exons. Lineage: Eukaryota; Fungi; Ascomycota; Eurotiomycetes; Chaetothyriales; Herpotrichiellaceae. Gene Ontology annotation, cellular component: fungal-type vacuole membrane. Gene Ontology annotation, molecular function: transmembrane transporter activity. Gene Ontology annotation, biological process: transmembrane transport. The coding region runs from base 1 to 1329 and encodes 442 amino acids.